AUGAAUAAAUAUGGUUUGACACUUGGAUCAGGCUUUACUUACGCCAACGUCUACAACACAACAACAAACGCCAGCAUCAGGUCCGCCUUCGCUACGGCGGCUUUCAGAAUGGGACACUCCAUGAUCCACAGCUUCAUCAAUAGCUUCAGUCCUUCCUACAUCAACCUCGGUAAGGAUAAAUUAAGUGAGAGUUUCCGCAACACGACCCUUUUUCUUAAUGUCACCAACAGAAAGGUGGAUCAUUAUAUCAGGGGACUAGCUAUGGACGACAUGCAGGAUUCGGACUACAAGCUAUCGCAGGAGAUCACCGACAACCUGUUUGCUGACAGUGAUGGGAAUAGCAUGGACUUGGCUGCUCUCAACAUCCAGAGAGGAAGAGACCACGGACUUCCGUCUUACACCAAGUGGAGGAAGUACUGCAACAUUCCAGAAGCUACACCAUUCUCAGGACUAGCCUACACAACCCACACGGCAAAGGCUGCUGGUCACCUGAAAGACGUGUACAGACAUAUUGACGACAUCGACCUAUUCCCAGGGGCUCUGUCAGAGAAGCCAGUGCCCGGAGGAAUGGUUGGACCGACCUUUACCUGUCUCCUGGCGAAGCAGUUCCAGGCCCUGAAGGCAGGAGACCGAUUCUGGUUUGAAGAGGACAUCGCAAAUGUCAAAUUCACAAAAUACCAGCUGAAUGAGAUCCGGAAAGCGAGUCUGUCCAGGGUAGUGUGCGACAAUACGGACACCUACAAGAUUCAGAAGAACGCUUUCAUCAAAGGAUCUCCCGUGUGGUGCAGCACCCUGGAUGAGAUUAACCUGACACACUGGAGGGAGACCCAGCCCAUGGGUUUGUGGACGACCUGGCAGACAUGGAGCGCAUGUGACGGAGGCCAACAGACGAGGACACGCUCCUGCUCCACCUGCAGCUGUAUUGGCCAGAGUGCUGAGAAGAAGGCGUGCAAUCUGAAUCCGUGUGAUGAAGGAAGCUGGGGUCCAUGGAGUGAGUGCCGCAGAGGAAGACGGUCACGACACUGUUCUUGCACAAACGGGUGUUCGCGGAGGCGGCGUUCAUCGAAUCGGGUGGAUGGCGAAGACGAAGCUGCUGCUAUGUUUGCGCAUCCUCUGUUUGGCGAGGAGGAGAGUAUGACGGUCACUGCCUGUCUGUGUUCUGGUCUUGUCACCCAGGACAUGGCAUGUGCUUAGAUGGCCGUGAGGAAAUCCACGAACGUUCCGAAUUGAGACUCCCAGCAUACACGAAGCAUCAAAU
Molecule: messenger RNA, 1258 nt
Organism: Haliotis rufescens (red abalone)
Lineage: Eukaryota; Metazoa; Mollusca; Gastropoda; Lepetellida; Haliotidae
Product: thyroid peroxidase-like
Exons: 4
Coding region: 1-1194 (397 amino acids)
Biological process (GO): response to oxidative stress
Molecular function (GO): peroxidase activity; heme binding
Source: RefSeq, a predicted model, not a curated record